CUUCAAGAUCACUGUGUACACGCAAUACAAGGCGCUCAUUCCGAUUUACCCCAAAAAGCGAGAGAAAUGUGAGCAAAGUACUCUCCGUACUGAGCGGCUCUGCUUGAUCCCACAAUGACCCUUGGGCUCAGCCAAGUUCAUUGAGCAAUUGACGAUAUCCUCAAUCAGAGGCAUUUUUGAGGUCUUCUCAAAAGAACUCUGGUCACUUUGUCUGUUAACACCGACCGAACAUCAUGGGCGCUCCUGACAAAGAUUACAAAUUGGGUAGCAAUGAUGGUGUUGAAGAGAUUGAUCCCGUCACCGAGGCCAUGGGUGACUUUGGUCGCUGGCAGUUCGCCAUGGUCUGUCUAGUUGGCUCGUUUAUUAUCCCCUGUUGCUAUCCAGUGUUGAAUUUGACCUUUUUGAACGCAUCUAACGACUUUUGGUGCGCUCCGCCCGCUUCAAUCGCGGAUCGGGCAACCCUGGAGCAAUGGAGAAACAUAAGUGGGCAAGCAAAGCAUGGCGCGUGUCGUGUGUAUGAUAUUGACUACGAACGGGAUUUUAGCCGCUAUCUUUCCAUUCCGGAGAGCACACCAACCCGACCGUGCAAGAAAUGGGAUUAUGAUCGAACUGACUUUGAGACCACCUUCACCACUGAAUGGGAUCUAGUGUGCGAUAACGCCUACCUCAAGAGCAUUGCCCAAACCGUGUUCUUCAUGGGCAUGAUAGGAGGCGUGUCCGGAGCAGGGAUCCUGUGCGAUUGGUAUGGACGAAAGAAUAUCAUCGUGGCGCUUCUCCUGGCCAUGAGCGUGGUUGGCAUCGCUUGUGCUUACAUGCCUACUUUCACUCUCUUCACCGUUGGAAGAUUCUUCCACGCCCUCAUCUAUAUUGGGGUGUUGGAAUGCAUUUUUACCUGGGUCCUGGAGAUUGCUGGAGUACGGUACAAGGCCAGAGCUGGUAUUGGGAUCGAUUUCUUUUGGGUGGUGGGUUGGCUGAGCCUGAGCGUCAUGGCUUACUUUAUCACGGAUUGGCGUCAUUUGUUGAUGGCGACCUCUCUUCCCGGAUUCGCAUCAGUGGUCUUAAUCUGGUUGAUGCCCGAGAGUCCAAGGUGGUUGCUCUCAAUGGGGCGGGUCAAAGAGGCAGAAGACGUCAUUCGUAAGGUGGCCAAAUUUAACAAUCGACCAUUAGCUGUGGAUUGGAGUUUAGACACCAAGGCGAUACUAGGCCAAGCUGGACAGGUAGAAGUGGAGGAACAAGCUGGCCUUAUUGAUCUGUUUCGCACUCAAGAGAUGCGCAUGAAAACACUCAUUCUCUACAUUAAUUGGUUCGCCAACUCAUUUUGCUACUACGGCCUAACCUUGAACGCCCCAGGUUAUGGCACUAGUCCUUUGGUGAGUUUCACCAUCAACGGAUUGCUGGAAAUACCGGCUUACGCCUCCGCCAUUUUUUUGCUAUCAUGGAAAGGACGUCGGGUCCCUUAUGCCACAAGUAUGAUCCUGACAGGCAUCUCCCUUCUGUCAAUUUUGCUCCUACCAGAACAAGAAUCGGCACCUGCCAAGACUGCUGGUUUUGAUAAUGCCGCCACCAUCAUGGCUCUGGCGAUCAUGGUCUUUGGGAAGUUCUGGAUCACGGUAUCAUUCGCAUCGGUCUUCCUCUACACAGCUGAGCUCUAUCCCACCACAGUUCGAACCACAGCUCUUGGAACGUCUUCAUGUAUGGCACGAUUUGGGGGAAUGGCUUGUGGAUGGGUGGCUUUACUGAAGGCUUAUCACAGCAAAUUGCCCUUGAUUGUGUUCGGCGGAGUGGCGCUCUUUUCGGGGAUUAUUGCCAUCAAAUUGCCAGAGACCAAGGGGAAAAAAUUGCCCGACACAUUGGCAGAGGGCGAAGCGAUGAGGACGAAAAAGCUCUGUUGCUACUAAAACUUUUUCAAAAGCUUAAUCCAGUUGAACUGAAUUUUCCUAAUGAAAGCUGCCAUAAACUUCAUCCUGGCACAACCGGAAUCGUUCACUGAAAAAAAACGUGUAUGAUGCUA
Molecule: messenger RNA, 2011 nt
Organism: Tigriopus californicus
Lineage: Eukaryota; Metazoa; Arthropoda; Copepoda; Harpacticoida; Harpacticidae
Product: organic cation transporter protein-like
Exons: 6
Coding region: 234-1898 (554 amino acids)
Biological process (GO): transmembrane transport
Cellular component (GO): membrane
Molecular function (GO): transmembrane transporter activity
Source: RefSeq, a predicted model, not a curated record